AUGGCUAAGAAGAUCUCAAAGAGAAGCAGAGCAGCAAGAAGGGGCGAAGUGAAUGAUGUAGAUGCACCAAUCAUUCACACUACAACUAAAGAAGCACACGAAAAUGACGGAGUCCGCAAAUCAAUAAUACGGACCCAGAUCAAAAAUGAAACUUUGCUCAACAAAAAAAUAGAAGCGUCACGAAUCCGCAAACAACAACAACAACAACAACAUGAUAGCAAGAAAAAGUCAUCAUCGUCCACUUCCCUCAAGAGCAAAAUCGAUCGUAGUGAUAAGUUGAAAGAUAUAUUGACUACAAAGAUCGAUGCAAGUAUAGCGAGAGCAAAGUAUGUUCAAAAUGCCCGGAAAUCAAAUUGGGACAAGACGAAUGCAAGCAUCGAAAUUCGAAAUCAUAUGAUUGAAGAAGCGACGAAGAAGCAGUUGACUGAGGACGAGAUUGAAAAGAUGGAAGAAGAUGAGUAUGUGAGGAAGUUUUACGAAACCGGUGAUGAUGGCAAUAUUGAUGAAGGGGACAAAGAGGAUAGAGAAAAAACACUAUCGACAAGUAACAAGUUUGCGUUGCUAGACGAAGUAGAGGCAUAG
Molecule: messenger RNA, 582 nt
Organism: Lodderomyces theae
Lineage: Eukaryota; Fungi; Ascomycota; Pichiomycetes; Serinales; Debaryomycetaceae
Gene: ECM1
Product: Ecm1p
Exons: 2
Coding region: 1-582 (193 amino acids)
Biological process (GO): ribosomal large subunit export from nucleus
Cellular component (GO): nucleolus; preribosome, large subunit precursor
Source: RefSeq, a predicted model, not a curated record